Molecule: messenger RNA, 800 nt
Organism: Notechis scutatus (mainland tiger snake)
Lineage: Eukaryota; Metazoa; Chordata; Lepidosauria; Squamata; Elapidae
Gene: TNNC2
Product: troponin C2, fast skeletal type
Cellular component (GO): myosin II complex
Molecular function (GO): calcium ion binding
Source: RefSeq, a predicted model, not a curated record
AUGGGGCCGGGUGGGUGGUGGGGCAGCAUCUGCCAUCUGCUCAGACCGCCGGGGGACACCGAGGUUCUGUUCUGUGCGAGGCUCCGGGGCGACACCUGUCAACAUGACGGACCAGCAGGCUGAGGCCCGAUCCUACCUCAGCGAGGAAAUGAUUGCGGAGUUCAAGGCCGCCUUCGACAUGUUUGACGCCGACGGGGGUGGGGACAUCAGCACCAAGGAGUUGGGGACAGUCAUGAGGAUGCUGGGCCAGACGCCCACCAAGGAAGAGCUGGACGCCAUCAUAGAGGAGGUGGACGAGGAUGGCAGCGGAACCAUCGACUUCGAGGAGUUCUUGGUGAUGAUGGUGAGGCAGAUGAAGGAGGACGCCAAGGGGAAGUCGGAGGAGGAGCUGGCCGAGUGCUUCCGCAUCUUUGACAGGAAUGCCGAUGGGUUCCUGGAUGCGGAGGAGCUGGUGGAGAUCUUCCAGCUCUCCGGGGAGAGCGUCACAGAAGAGGAGAUCCAGGAGCUCAUGAGGGACGGAGACAAAAACAACGACGGGCGGAUCGAUUUUGACGAGUUCCUCAAGAUGAUGGAAGGUGUGCAGUAAAGCAUCGAGACAUUCCUGCGAGACCGGCCGGCGGGAGUGGCAGCUGCCCCCAGCCCUGCCGAGCACCCCAGGCCCAUGCUCCUGUGCCCGCUUGCUCUGCACAGCUCAGACACGCCCCUCCAGCCGAACCCCGGACCCCGUCGCCCCCCAUCGCUGUGAAAGCCUCUUUCUAACACUGACACCUCAAUAAAGAGCACAAGGGACUGUGGAAAAG